CCUUCGAGAUUCUGCAAACCACUUCGCCCCUUCUCAUCCUGAAGGGCCAGGCUCUGCGGCUGCUCUGUGCUGCUGACAGCAACCCCUCUGCAGCACUGAGCUGGUUCCGGGGGUCCCCAGCCCUGAAUGCCUCCCCCAUCUCCAGCACCGCGAUCCUGGAGCUGCCUCGAGUGGGGACUGCAGAAGAAGGAGAGCUCACCUGCCAAGCUCGGCACCCGCUGGGCUCCCCAAGUGUCUCUCUCAGCCUUUCUGUGCAGAGAAGCCCUCCUUCUUGCAGAUGUGUGACUGAGGAGCAACAGGGCUCCUGGCCCCUGGUCCUCACCCUGAUCAGGGGGUCCCUCAUGGGGGCUGGCUUCCUCCUCACCUAUGGCCUCACCUGGAUCUGCUACACCAGGUGAGCAGGGCUGUUGCUGUCCAGGGAAGUCUGGUGAUUGGCCUGAGCUCCAGGUG
Molecule: messenger RNA, 450 nt
Organism: Hipposideros armiger (great roundleaf bat)
Lineage: Eukaryota; Metazoa; Chordata; Mammalia; Chiroptera; Hipposideridae
Product: sialic acid-binding Ig-like lectin 14
Exons: 2
Biological process (GO): cell adhesion
Cellular component (GO): plasma membrane
Molecular function (GO): sialic acid binding
Source: RefSeq, a predicted model, not a curated record